Messenger RNA from Rhagoletis pomonella (apple maggot), 5402 nucleotides. RefSeq lists its product as uncharacterized. Lineage: Eukaryota; Metazoa; Arthropoda; Insecta; Diptera; Tephritidae. The record is from RefSeq and is a predicted model, not a curated record. Gene Ontology annotation, molecular function: protein binding. The transcript has 8 exons. Bases 2251 to 4755 code for a protein of 834 amino acids.
CAAAACGUCAGGGUAUUCAUAUUUUUGACGCUGACUGUAUAUGAAAAAGAAUAACUCCACAAAAAGUUUUCCCGAUAGAUGGCGCAGAAGUUGAGAUUUUUGAAAAACCCUCUUUAUAAUCAUAUUUGGUUCAUAUUUAGAAAGCUUGUUUUGAAAAUAUUUUUUAUUGAUAAUUUAUUCGUCAUUUCUUCAGCAUUUACAGUCGGAUCUUAAAAUAUGAUCUUGUCCCGAGGAGACCAUUUUUUUUGUUCCUCAGUUCAUUGAGCUCAAAUACUCCGUUCUAGUACUAAAGCUCACCAAAAAUCCAGAAAAGCCGGCAAGAAGGUUUUUUUUUCGAAAUCCCGCUGAACAAUUUUUUUAGACCCGGGGGUGUACAGCGAACUUUAUUUGUAUGUUUGUCUAUGUAUAGCUCAUUUAUAUCUAGUUGCUACAGAAAUACUUAUUUUCCGACUACAACACAUUUAUUUACUUAAAAAACAACAAACCAACUGCCUACACAGAGUCUGAAUUUAUUGUACCAGCUGAGAGCCAAUGCAGCCGGGCAAACGUUCAAACAUAUUGAGAGUCUGAGAGUCUCUUCGUCGUAACUCUUGCCGGCUUGAAUGCGUCAGUUUUUGUGAAUGAAUUCAUUGAGACGCGCGCGCGUAGGUUUGCUACCACCACCAAAAACAACAACAACUACAACAACAGCAACUACGGUGCUUCAUAAAAAGGUGAUCGUAUAAUCAGUCAACCAAGCCAGAGUUGGAUUGUAGUACAACAGCUGUCGGCACACAACUCAGCAGCCAGGUAUCGUGUAUGUGUAUAUGCAUGCAUGUAGGCGAUGCAGUGCAAUCUACUGAAGGCUGACAGUCUAAGCCCACAUGUUGCCUACUGGCGUGCUCAGUUGAGUUUUGGUUUGCGCGCUGACGAGUCAACGGAGAACGGAAAAACGAAUCGAUGAUAGUUUGGUAAAAGUGUGUGAUGAGCAGAAGUGUGUCGGUUUAUUUUGUGUUGUGAAAUGCAUUAAGUAUUAUAGAAUUGAAAUAAAUAAAUAAUUGUUGCGAAAAAAAUAACGAGUUUGUGUCUAAAGUCUUUUGUAUGGAGGUGCAUGGAAAUAAUUUUUCUUAAACUUUAAAUGCCGAAAUAUAUUAAGUCAAAAGCAAAUAUUUAUGUUAAACAAAUAAUUCCAAGAGACUCAUUGCGCCAAUAGUUUGUAAAUUCAAGCUUAUUCAAAUUAAAACCGAAACUAAGUGGUGGCUGAACUGACUUGGUGUAACUAUGUAGUUAACUAAGUCCAUUUACUUGCGUAGAAAUAAUCUUCUUCAACUGCAAAAAAAAAAUUAUACAAAAAAUCAAAAAGCCAUCAAGAAGGAUCCAAACAGGUAAACGUUGCAUUUGGCCGCCGACAGCGCAACAGGAUAGAAUGAACCAAAAAAAAAACAACAAACAUAAUAUUUGUUCAGUUGCAUUGUAGUCGAGCAUCCGUUUCCGGCUCAUUGUUCAUUCGUGCAUUUUUAUGAAUGAAUCAGCAACAAUACCUGCGAACUGAGUGAUAUUUAAAACAAACAACGCGCAAAGGUACACAUACAACACGCACACGCACGCACACAAAUCAAAAGACAGACAUUUUCUGCUUGCUCUGCCCUCAACCGACAGCACUGUGACACACGCAUUCAUUCAUUCAUAAAUUCAAUAGCAGGUAACUACUUACUUAAAAUCAGGCAAUUACAAAUGCUUGCCUUCCACAUUGUGUCCGCAUAAAGUGACAAAAAAUCGGGACCAAAUAAAAAACAAGAAGUGCAUUCAGCCACAACCUCUGUCAUACAUACCAUAUAUGAGCGGUAUUGUGCAAAUAAGGAAGUGUUCUGUGUAGAGUAUAAGCGAUAAGAUUUUUAUCACAAAGUGUACAGCAAAUCGCGCGAAGUGGAAAAAUAACACGCACACACAGUACAUACGUGCAUUCAUGUAUGUAGGCCCGCCUGCCUAACUAAAUAAAAUAUUUGUAAGCAUUUAUUGCAUUUGCGUUGCUUUCCACUUUAUGUCACACCAAAAAAAUAAAUAAAUAAAAAAUCUCAAUACUACUUUACGAACUUGCUGUUUAUCUUUCACAUAAAAGUGUAUAGUUUGUAGUGCGCAUUAACUGCCUAAGAUAUAAUAAACGCACGGCUGGCUAGAAGUGUUGCCUAGCCAAGUUCUAUUACCUUUGUAAUUUGCUCAAAGUCUACUCAUCGUUCUGAAAAAGCAGCAACAGCAAACGCAGCAGCAGUCAUGGCAGCUGAUAUACGAGCGUUGUACUAUUUGAGCGCAUAUUUGCUACACUUACUCACGUUAAUCACUUUAAUCGGUGGAUCGAUGUGCAAUGAUUUGCUUAUCGCUCAUGCUGAUACAACGAUAACAAAAACAACAACAACGACAACAACAACAACACCGGUACCGGCAAUGAUCCCGACCUCAGCAAUAACAACAAUUACCUUAUUGACGAAGAGCUCACCCUAUAUCGCAUCCUCGUCAGCGCUGUCCAAUCACACCAAUGAUAUUUCCAAUUCAAUUAUGCUGUCGAGCUCUUCAUCUACCUCUUCGAAAGAAAGAUCUAAGCCUAUGAUACCACAUCCACCGCCAGCCUUAAAGUCAAGUGGUAAGCUGUUCAACAAAGGUUUGCCAAAGCGACGUAAGGCUGGUGAAAUAUCCGCCAUUCCCGUCUAUGAUCCGACCAUUGAAUGGAAGUGUCCGAAUGUGACGAGCUCGCGCAGCUUGGAAUGUGGCUGCGAUUUGCCACAUACGCUACGCUGUACCGGUGAUUUGCAUGGCCUAACGGUACUCGCAAGUAAUCUGCGAGAGUCACCCUAUACCAUCUCACUGUUGGACUGUUCGUUGCGGAACGUAACCUUCUUGAGUGAUGCAAAGAUUUUUGAGGGCAUUUCAUUGUAUGGUCUUGUAAUUUCAUCCGGCGAGAUAAAACGCGUACAUAAAUCAGCGUUUUUGGGUAUAAAAGGGCCAUUGCAAGCUUUGGGCCUUCCAGCUAAUGCGCUUUUAAGUGUGCCAUGGAACUCGAUAUCCACACUAACCGCGCUCGAGCGCUUGGAUCUGUCUAAUAACAAAAUAAAAGCUUUGGGCACCUCAGACUUCGCCGGCCUCUCAAAUCUCGUCUAUCUUGAGCUAAGCAAUAAUCAAAUAUCCAGCAUAUCACAGCGUACAUUUAUGAACUUGCGCAAGUUGGAAGUGCUGAAGUUAGGUGGCAAUCGCCUGGGCGAUUAUCCAACCAGUCUAAAAGCGCUAACCGCCUGCUAUAAUUUACGCCAACUUGACCUAUCAGCCAACAACCUCAAUGGUCCACUUACUGCCACCACCUUGCCCGGUUUGAGAAAUCUAGAAUCGCUGGAACUGAAUCGCAAUCUCAUCAAGAGCAUACAAAAUAAAGCUUUGCAAAAUUUCUCCGGCCUUACCAGCCUCUCACUGCGUCACAAUCAAAUCGAUGUGCUACAAGAUCACGCCUUCUACGGUCUGGGUGCACUUGAAAAUCUUGAUUUAAGCUUCAAUGGCAUUGUUGCCAUCUCCAGCGCAUCAUUGCAACAUCUUACACGACUCAUAACACUCGAUCUCACACAUAACUUCUUGCGUGCCUUGACAUCUGAUUUGAUUACCCCAUUACCAUCACUGCAAGUGCUACGCUUGGCUGGCAAUGAUAUCUCGAUUGUAGCCAAGAAUGCAUUGGAUGGUGCACGCGAAUUAAAGAGCCUAUCCAUGCAGGACAAUCCCUUGUCGUGUGACUGCACCAUACGCUCGUUUGCCGAAUGGUUGCAGGUCGCAAAGAUACAGUCGAGCGAUUUGAUGAGCGCAACUUGCGUAACACCUCCCCGAUUGGAGGGUGCGCCUCUUAUACAAGUACCACUGGAGACUUUGAAUUGCGAAAUGGAUAAUGUGGAGAAGGAUAAUGCUAACAUAAUCGAACAGUUAGAAGCUAUAACGAGACAAAAUCAUACGACGCACAUAAAGGACCUAUCGGAGGAGAUCGUAUUGCAUGAACUACAUUUCUCUGCCGAUUAUGGACUGAUACUCACCUGGAUACUUAACCUGAGCAAAAACGAUUAUAUGUGCGAUGCAAUCUUUGUCUACAAAGAGGAGAAUAUCAAUGAAAUAUUAAUCGAUAACUCACCGAUUCAUUGUGAAAGCAAGGUGUUAAAUGGGCAAAAUACGGUCAGUGUAAUUGUACCAGACAGCUCUUCUUUGGAAAUUGGCGAAAGUUACCGCUUCUGUCUAGUUAUGGUACAAGAGGAAAAUCACGAUGCCGACUUGAAUGUUGGCUGCUCAAAUAUCACCAAGCUUCAGCUUAGCACACCUGGUUCCGUACCAGAGGUGCGCCAAUAUCAACGACGUCCAUACAAAGCGGAGCUGUCCACUUAUCGUGACGCCGAAACGAGCUAUGCGCCCAUUGUAGCACAGACAAUCGAUGAACAUCUCACGAAUUCUAAACGAAAUUAUAACACAAUUUUCGAAGAAGCAAGUCAAUCACAACAAACCACCCAGCAACACACAUAUAACUUUGUAGAGUCGCUGAAUAAGAGCUUCCUGCCCGGUCUUGGCGUUGGUAUAUUGGUAACCUCGGUGGUCGUACUCAUUUGGGGUGCAAUGCGGAUACGACAAAACUCGAAUAAUAGCCGACCUAGCACGCCUACCGCCACCACCUGCUAUGCCGCUUCAGAGCAUAUAGCACGCCUCGCAGAUACAGAGAAUGGCACGCGAUAUUUAAAACUGCAAGCCACAACAAGUCUUUGAGGAGUUUAAGUUAUUCGACAUACAUACAUACAUACAUACAUGUGUAUGUAUUUAUGUAGAUAAAUUGCCAGCUCCACCACCCGAAUUGUUCAACAAAGUCGAGUCAGUCUUCAUUGAAUACCACAAACAUACUAUUUAGGUAUUAAAUGAACAGAAAAUCUUGUGAGUUGCUACACACAGUCGGCAACUCUUGUGAUAGUACUUUGUACCAAUGCAUUAAAAUAUAUUGUCUUUUUUUAUUCGAUUUUCUAGUGGUAACGUUAACACUAUAGCACCUAAGCCAAAUAUUAAAAAAUUGUUAAUUCAUAUUUUUCUAAUUAAGAAUGACUAGUUUUAAGACCUUUCGAUAUUUCAAACUAUUUCCUUAUGCAAAAAUGUUGGUUGUUUAAGAAGCACCGUAAGUGCACAGUUAGCACAGCUGUGCGUAUUGUGCGGUUUUUUUUUUAGUCCUUGUGCCAUAGUUGAACACUUCCUGUACUCACAUAUUAAUUUAGUUAUCUAAGUUAGUUAACAGUUCACUUUCACCACUUUUUUCGCACCUAAUGUUUUACGGUUAAGUUUACUUUUUCAUUGAUUAGCAAACACAUACAUAAGUAGAUACUUAUUCAUACGUAAAUUAACUAAUUUAUUAACAACUCUAACUAAUU